UUGCAGUCAGAUAGGGGCGCUGUUCCUAAACACCGAUUUAGGCUUAAUUUUGAACUUCUACAAACGAAAAUCCGCUAGAUGGCGGUAGUGCACCCCUGCCUUUGUACCCGAAGAAGCAGACCGACCGACAAAAAAUGGCGGAUGACAAGGAUCCUCUGAGACAGUUAAAAGAUCUAACUCAACUCAAACAUCAGUUGGAGGCGAUUCAGAGGAGAGUGGAGAACGAGGUGUCCGCAGGAAUCCCCCAGGGAAGCUCGGUGUUGGGAUCCCCCUUCCUGAAGGGCUUUUUGGCCGGCUAUGUGGUGGCCAAGCUGCGCUCCUCGGCCUUCCUGGGAGUGCUGCUGGGAACUGUCACCGGCAUUUACGCAGCACAGAACUAUCAGGUCCCUAACGUUGAAAGGACCGUUAAAGAUUAUAUGAACACACUGAAAAAAGGGCCAAAGUAAUUUGGGCUGACAUGCACCAAAUGAAGAAGUGUUCUUGGAGGUACUGGUCCAUGACAGACUGGAAUUGAAUGUUUCUGUGUAAGGAGGAUUACGGAUACAUUCUUUUAACCGGAAUUCCAUUGGGGACCCAAAGACUUUAUUCGCUUUGGGUUCAGUUUAAGCUGCUUUAACUUCCACUUUUAUCUGUUUAAUGUUAACGCCUCACACAUGCAUGACAUUGUGCCUACAAGGUUUUAUGGUUUGUUUCUGAAGACUUUGUACCCCGACUAAGGUAUUUUGACUAGAGCAGCUAUAUUUAUAUUAAAGCCUUUGGAUUAUAAUGUGCAAAACAAGCAGAAACUCUUACUCAUGUACCCCACAACUUCACUGUUCAGUUUACCAUUAGAAUUUUAUCAUAGAAUGUGC
Molecule: messenger RNA, 851 nt
Organism: Girardinichthys multiradiatus
Lineage: Eukaryota; Metazoa; Chordata; Actinopteri; Cyprinodontiformes; Goodeidae
Product: SLC35A4 upstream open reading frame protein
Exons: 4
Coding region: 135-446 (103 amino acids)
Source: RefSeq, a predicted model, not a curated record